This is a messenger RNA of Neoarthrinium moseri, 1218 nucleotides long. RefSeq lists its product as uncharacterized. The record is from RefSeq and is a predicted model, not a curated record. Gene Ontology annotation, molecular function: glycosyltransferase activity. Lineage: Eukaryota; Fungi; Ascomycota; Sordariomycetes; Amphisphaeriales; Apiosporaceae. The transcript has a single exon. Bases 1 to 1218 code for a protein of 405 amino acids.
AUGGAUUACCACCUACCGCCAGGGAUGCAUGCCAUCCCCCCUCACCUUCUUGACCUCCGCCCAGACUCGGAGGUGGACCAAGACCUUUUGAACCCAAGCCCCGUGACCGACGAGAGAAACGUUUGGUUCUUCUGGCACUCUGGGUUCGAGAACAUGUAUCUGUAUUGCCAACGCAACAUUCGGGCCUGGCACCGAAGACUUUCGCGCGUGGGCUGGGUGGUCCGCGUGCUAGAUAGGAGACCAGGCUCACCUCUCAACGUUGCAAACUUCCUCGAUAUCACAGACCCGGAGACCUUUCCACGAGCUUUCGUCGACGGUACGAUUGGUGGGGAUUACGCACCACAACACACAUCGGAUCUGGUGCGCUUUCCAUUACUUCUUAAAUACGGCGGAGUCUACGCCGAUGUUGGAAUGAUGCAGAUUGGGGAUCUAAAUCGCAUGUGGCACGAGACCGUCGGAAAUCCCAACAGCCCGUACGAGGUCCUUUCGUAUAGCGGUGGCGACCCAGAAGAGAUGAAGUUGACUAACUACCUCCUCUGCUCGAGGCGGGAUAACCCUUUAUUUUUGAGGAGCCACAAGCUGUUCCUUGCUCUCUGGGACGAGGAUGGCGGCAAGACAAGCACUGACGGCAUGCAUGCCAGUCCGCUGCUUAAGGGUGUACCCUUGUUCGAAUAUAGCGGGUCAUUCACAGAGAAUGGACGGACGUAUGGACCCGAGGAGGUUACCGUUAUGUUAACAGAUUACAUCAUCCAGGUGCAGGCUUUGACAAUGGCUAUGGGGAUUGUUGACCCCCAGGAUGGUUGGAAUGGGCCUCAGUAUGUGCAGGAGCACGUGUACGCCGUAGAGUUCAUGGGUGCCCAACUCAUCAAUGAGUUCACAAGGUGGGACGGGACGUUAGCAUACGAUCUUAUGUCGCUGUCUCUGCCAGGAAAGGACGAUGUGGAAAACGAGGGGCAGAAAAAGGCCAGAGAAAUAGUGGAAGGAUGCCUUACGAGGAGCUUCGGGUUCAAACUGGCCACCGGCUUGAUCCUGCGAGUGAGGGGAGACACAUUAAGCUCCCUGUGGAGGAAGAAUGAGGGAUCGGACGACAGGCCUGGGACCUAUGCGCAUUGGUUACGACAUGCUACCAUCCAUUGGACCCAAAAUGAGUUGCCCCCAACGGUAAGUUGGCCGAGAGUAGAACCUUUCAAAGUUGGUCCGCUCCUGGGCGAGAGAUAA